AUGAUUCAUUCCAUGUUUAAUAUGUCCAAACAAAAUGUUCGUUCUGAUCCAUUAAAUAACACAGAAUUUAUAAACUACAAUGCGUCACUUGCGUACAAAACGGAGAUUAUUUUGAAAGAUAAAGCUACAUAUGGGACAUGGACAACAAAGUAUGAGCCAUGGCUGGCUAAUGAAUAUCGUCAAAUGUACGAUCGUAUGGCCAAAGUUCACGGUAUUUCUCGUGAAAAUGACAUAAUUCCUGUAAAACGGCCAGAAUGGCAACAAUCAAGUGACGUUCUCCCACCGAUAAAUCAACGUCUAUGCGGUCAACGUCGCCGACGUAUUCCAGGUGCGUUUCCUCAAACAAUGAAUGACAUGAUCGGAUGGCGAGUUCUACCCAAGCAGGCCGUUGAAGUGUAUGGAAGUACAACAGCGGCGUAUUAUGGUAAUCCAAUAGAAAAACGAUUAAAGCUUUCCAAUUGGCCUAUCGAAAGUCUCCAUUAA
Molecule: messenger RNA, 483 nt
Organism: Adineta ricciae
Lineage: Eukaryota; Metazoa; Rotifera; Eurotatoria; Adinetida; Adinetidae
Source: the annotation of a GenBank genome assembly